Molecule: messenger RNA, 7029 nt
Organism: Pundamilia nyererei
Lineage: Eukaryota; Metazoa; Chordata; Actinopteri; Cichliformes; Cichlidae
Product: polycystic kidney disease protein 1-like 2
Exons: 38
Coding region: 1-7029 (2342 amino acids)
Biological process (GO): detection of mechanical stimulus
Cellular component (GO): membrane
Molecular function (GO): carbohydrate binding; calcium channel activity; protein binding
Source: RefSeq, a predicted model, not a curated record
AUGGACAGAACCGCUUCAGCUACGCUCACUUUGGUGGUUUUCUUCCUCUGCUGGAGUUGUCACGCCAAGGACGAUACUGAAGCUCAAUCCUGCCCAGAAUACCAGGAAGGUUUCGAUGGCUCGUGCUACGAGUUUGUGGAUGUGCAGCGAUCCUUUCGAGGUGCUGAGGAAUGGUGUGAGCGAGGCGGAGGACACUUGGCCUUUAUCCUGAACGAUGAGACGCAGCAGUUCCUUCAGAAGCACCUGAAGCCUGACAGGAACUGGUGGCUCGGAGUGGCACCUGCUGCUCCCAACCUCACGCUUGACUCUGCUGCCACUGAGGGUGUUCUCGCUUGGUUGGACAGCUCAGAUGUAAGUUACAGUAACUGGGUUAACUUGCCAGAUGAUCAAGCAGCCUGCGCGCAUGUCCUGAGACACUCAGGCUUUCAGUGGGAAGCUACAGAAAACUGCAGCCAGGAAUUUAACUUCAUUUGCCAAUUUGAUUCUGGGAGAUCAAUUGCAUGUGAUGGCCAAAACGCUACACUGCAGUGUGGUUCUGGUCAAGUUAUAGAGAUUGAUGACAGUUUUUACGGUCGUAAAACAAUCCACUACUGCCGAUCCCAACUUACACCCUCGCCCACGUCUUCCCAGGAAGAGUGCAGCUGGAUGGAUGUAACAGAUUAUGUAACAGCUCACUGCCAUGGACUGCAGGCUUGCCAGGCUGGAGUAGAUCUGAGCACUUUUGGUGAACCAUGUCCGACGCUGGGAAGCUACCUGUCUGCAGAGUAUCGCUGCAAAAAUGGGCUUCAGCUGCUGAUGAGUAAACUUGCAGCUGUCUUCGAUAAUGUCACCAUCACCGUGAAGUGGCUCCUUCAUCCAUUCCAGGGAAACUUAACAUGCACAGUGAAUGCUGGGGAUGGCCACACUAUUGAUCCGUACAGCCCAGAAGAGAUGGAGAGCACAAUUAUACACAAAUUCACACAUCCUGGUGUCUUCCUGGUUGGAGUGGAGUGCACUACCAGUGACUGGAAUGUCGCAGCUCAGAAGUCCAUAACGAUUCAGGAGCCAGUUGGAGAAUUCAGUGUGAUCAUGUGUAAUGGCCAGAAUAUGUCAACAGGUGGCACUAAAUGCAUUGCCCUCUUCAAUAUUCCAGUUCAAAUCCAACUUGCAGUGGAGGCAGGUACAAAUGUUUCCUACACAAUUCAUCAUGAAGCCCAUUUAGUCGCAAAUCAAUCAGUGGGCAGCGGAAAAAUGCCACACAAUAUUACCCUGAAUGCAAGCAUGGUGGAGAAGCUCGGUCAUGGUUGCCACAACUUCACCUUAGCUGCAUCUAACAAGGUCACAACCCGCACGGUGUCUGCUCAUCUAGAGCUGUGUCUGCUGCAUCCCGUUGAAGGCCUGCAGGCCUCUGUGAUUGUGGAGGAAGACGUAUGUCCCGACUCGUGUGAUCUCAUCAUUAACAUUUCACUGGAGCGAGGGGCCCCCGUGGAGCUGCUCUUCACACUCACUGGAGCUGAGGACACUCUGUCGGAGAGCAGAGACAUGCUCGCUGAUGGCUUGCAAACUUACACAUUCUCCAGCCCACUUAAAGGAUCUUUGCAAGUGAACGUAAGAGCCACCAAUGGUCUUUCAUCCUCUGAUGUCGAUGUGGACUUAGACAAGAUUCUUGAGGCUUGCCAGAAUUACUCUGACUUUUCACCGAGCACCAAUGAACAUACAGCAGAUAAUGUGAGUGACAGUGACUCUGCUGACUUGAAAAUAAUUGCUACUCCUGACACUUUGGUUGACUACACUCAGAGGGUUACACUGACAGUAACUGGAACUGAAUCACUGCCUAGCAAAGAACUGGCAUAUGAAUGGGAAUGCAACAAGAAGGAGCCGGGGUUUGUCAAGUACACACUUCUGAUACCACACCCCGAGCCAACUGAACCACCUACAAACUCAGUAGUCACAACUGAUGCACUGAUGGAUCCCUCAGUGCCCUCAUGUAGCAUCUCCCCACCGUCAGGAACUGUGCUCGAUGCUUUUGACAUUACCUGCAAAACAACUUCUUUCUGCUCUACAGGCUGUCUCUAUUGCUUCAAGACCAACACAGGCACACAUCUACGAUGCAGUACUUCAAAUGAGGUGAGGUCAGUCUUCUUGCCUCUCGGCGAUGCCAACAACAAGUACAGUUUGUCUGUUGUGGUGACUGUGAAAAAUGAGCGAAAAACAGCAACUUCAACUGUCAUCACUCAGGUACGGAAAGGUGACUCCAGUGCCUCCGUUAGCACUCUCCAGUCUGCAGUGGAGGACUCUGUGAGUCAGUUAGAGGAGCAAGGUCUGCUCACCGGUGAGGCGCUUGGACAAAUAUUUGCUUCUGUUUCCGAUAUGCUGAAUACAGUGAGUGGCCAACAUCAGAGGGACGAGCGGUCAAAGCUGAGAGAGCAAAUGCUGACCAGAAUGAGUACAGUUCUGCAGGACUGCCCCAGCAACACGACUCAGGAAGUGCAAGUGACCGCCAGAGCUGUGGCUGGGCUCACGCACCGCUCAGAGGAGCUCAGUCCUGCUGCUCAAGAAGAAGCGGGUUCUCUGUUGGUAGACCUCAGCUCCUCCCUCAACAGUAUCAGCAUCAAUCAGCAGAGCACAGAUGAUGUAGAACUGGUGCAAGCAGCUGCACCCAUAGUUGAAGCAGCCAGUAAUAUUUUGAAUGUUUCAUCAAAUAAAAAAGUCUCAGAGUUUCUUCUGACUGGGAUAAAUAAUGUCCAGAGUGCUCUGCUGAAUAACAAAGAGCUGAACGGAGAGCCUGCCAUCAUUGACUCUGGUCAAAUCAGUGUGUAUGUGAACAGGAUUUCUCCAGAAAGCAUGCAAAUGCUGGAUAUAAAUGCUCAGAAAAACAGCUCCUCGAGUUUUUCCUUCCCUGCUCUUCCUCCUCAUAUUGUCUCUCCAGAUGAGCCAGUGGACGUCAGAAUGAUGAGUUUUGAGAAGAAUCCAUAUUCUUGGAAGGAGGAGAACAUCACAGGAACUGUGGGAUCCGUUUCCCUCACCAGAGUGAAUGGCAAUGUCAUUCUUGUUGAGAACUUACCUGAAGAGAUAGAGAUUCUCCUACCCCGGCUUGACAGUGGACAGGAGAACAGCACAGUCCUGGACCUCGCCAAUUUCAGCACAUUAAUAAUUGACGUUCCCUCUCCGGAUGUAACACUGGUGCUGAAAACUGAGCCUUCUGAAGACAUUUCCUUCAUGCUCUUCCUGGGAUAUAAAGAUUAUCCAAGUGAUAAGGAUUAUGUAGCCAAGACAAAGAUCCCUAUAGAGAGCGCGAGAGAAGAAGAAAAAUUUACUUGGGUGCUGAGUCCCAAAGACAGAACAGAUGAUGUUGGUGUGCACUACCUUGUUAUAAAGCCCAUUGUAGAGCCAGGAAUCAAAUCCAUCAACGCCAGUGUCACUGUCAUCUCCAUCGCUGCCCAGUGCAAAUACUGGAAUGAAACUGGGUCUUUUUGGAGUGAGGAUGGCUGCAGGGUUGGUCCACUCACCACACCUUUGGUCACUCAGUGUCUCUGUAACCACUUGACUUUCUUUGGCAGCUCCUUCUUUGUCAUGCCUAACUUAGUGGAUGUGUCACGCACCGCUGAACUUUUUGCUACAUUCACAAACAACCCCGUUGUGGUGUGUUUUGUCGGAGCCAUUUUUUGUGCUUAUCUAUUGGUGGUGGUAUGGGCGCGCAGGAAAGACAUGCAAGAUUCAGUCAAGGUCAAGAUAACAGUUCUUGAGGACAACGACCCCUUGGCUCAGUAUCGUUACCUGCUGAGUAUUAACACAGGACACCGACAUGGGGCAUCCACUUCCUCUCAGGUAACCAUAACUCUGCUGGGUACAGAGGGAGAAAGUGAGCCCCACCACCUGACAGAUUCGGAGAAGCCUGUGUUUGAGAGAGGUGGGGGGGACAUGUUUCUGCUGACCACACUCUUUUCUCUUGGAGAGCUGCAGAGCAUAAGACUGUGGCACGACAACUCAGGAGAUCACCCUGCGUGGUAUGUUAGCAAAGUGAUGGUGCAGGAUCUGGAGACUGGUCAAAAGUGGCACUUUCUCUGUAACUCCUGGCUGGCUGUAGAUAUGGAAGAGUGCACUCUCGACAAGGUAUUCCCAGUAGCAACGGAGGUGGAUCUAAAGAGAUUUAGUAAUCUGUUCUUCAUGAAGACAGCCAAGGAUUUCCGUGACGGCCACAUCUGGUUCUCUGUCAUUAGUCGACCUCCAUGCAGCACUUUUACACGUGUGCAGCGAGUGUCCUGCUGUUUUUCCUUACUGCUGUGCACCAUGCUGACCAGCAUCAUGUUCUGGGGCAUCCCCACAGACCCCUCUGAGCAGACGAUGGACCUGGGUCACAUCGAGUUUACCUGGCAACAGGUUAUGAUUGGAGUUCAAAGUUCAAUCAUCAUGUUCCCCAUCAAUCUGCUCAUCGUGAGUAUCUUCAGAAACACUCGACCUCGAGAGAAAACCACCAAAGCAGAUGCAAAACAGGGGAAGACUGUCCGAGUUUCUCCCUCACAGACGUCGUCCCCACAGAAAGAGAUAAAGGACAUCACACCAGAUACCGUGAUGAAGGACAUAAAAAGAAUUGCUCAGUCUCUCUCAAAGGCCAUGAAGAGCCCACUGCUACAUCUGGAGCUCCAUCACGGUCAGCAGGCUGACAUCAACAGUCUGCUGUCUCUGGUGGAGGACAUCAUCAGACAGCAAAACCAAGCCGCUGAAGACUUCUACACUGAUUCUUCUAAAAAAGAUCAAGCUAUGAUCCUUAGUUUGGGUGCGGUGAAUCUGCAAGAAACCAGUGUGUGGGAGGGCUCUGAAAAAACUUUAGAUCUAGCCCAGAAGAAGAGCAACAAGAGCCGGUACCUGUAUAGGCAACUGCAGCUUAUCGAGAAGGAGCUUGGUAUGUUGGGACCUUCUCAGUUUCCAAAUCCAGACAGCUACAACCGAGCCAUGCAGCAAGUUCAUGGAAUGAAGGGGCUUCUGGAAUACCACCUACCCAUGUCAAUCCUGGAUGGAGACAAGCUCAGCUGUUUCCCCGGGCCAGAGGAGAGUCUUGGUGGGAAGAAGAAAUGCUGCCAAGGAGGGCUGCCGUGGUGGUUUGUGUUUAUCGGGUGGAUACUGGUGAUUGCAACCAGUGGUGUGUCAGGAUACUUCACUAUGAUGUAUGGGCUGACUUACGGGAAAGACCGUUCUAUAAGCUGGCUUAUUUCCAUGGUGGUCUCCUUUUUUGAGAGUCUUUUUAUCACCCAGCCUUUAAAGGUUCUUGGAUUUGCUGCUUUCUUUGCCCUCGUCCUGAAGAAAGUUGACCAGGAAGAAUACGGAGAACCAGCCAUAGAAGAAAGUCUCAGAAGCCCAGGUAGUUUUAUUUUGUAUCCUUCAAGAAGAGACAGCACCUGCAGUUUCUAUAAACCACCACCUCCCACUGAUAUCGAGAAGAUGCGGAACAACAUGAUUAAAGAGCAAAAAGUCUUUGCACUCAUACGGGAGAUAGUUGUCUAUACGGGAUUUAUGUGGAUGUUACUCCUGGUGGCAUACGGUCAGAGGGACCCCAACGGCUACUUUCUGACUCAACACAUUCGCAAGAGCUUCAGCAAAGGCAUCUCAGACACAAUGAGCAUUCAAGAUGUCUUCAACUGGGCAAACACGACUCUGCUGAGCAACUUGUUUGGAGAGUACCCAGGAUUUAUCACUGAUGGAAACUCAAGGCUUGUGGGCAACGCUCGUCUCCGCCAGGUGAGGGUGCAGAAAAACUCUUGCCACAUAGCUCGAUCCAUGCAGGAGUCUAUCCCGGACUGUCACACUCCGUACUCAUGGGAGCUGGAGGACAUGGGCUCCUACGGCCCAGGUUGGACUCGACCUGUAGGUCGUAAUGCUUCAACGAACAUUCACGACCCGUGGAAGUACAAGUCUCAGCGUAAACUGAGGGCCUACCCCAUCUGGGGCAAUGUGAAGUUCUACAGAGGAGGAGGGUUUGUGAUGGAUCUGGGGCCAGAUUUCCAAAACUCCAGCAGAACCCUUCAGUACCUUUAUGAGAACACCUGGUUUGACGUGUACACCCAAGCAAUCUUUGUUGAGUUCACUGUGUACAAUGCCAAUGUCAACCUCUUCUGCAUCGUCACACUCGUGCUGGAGACCACAGCAACAGGAGCGUUCCAGUUCUGCAGUGAACUUCAGACUGUGCGUCUUUACCAGUCGACCGGUGGCCUUCACAUCUUUGUCGUGGCUUCUGAAAUCAUCUACUUUCUUUUCAUCAUCUAUUACAUGUUUGUUCAGGGAAAGUUGAUGAGGAAACAGAAAUGGACUUAUUUCAAGAAUAAGUGGAACCUGCUCGAGUUGGCGAUCAUCAUUCUCAGCUGGAGCGCCCUGUGUGUUUUCAUCAAGAGGACUUUACUCGGGAACAGAGACAUGAACUAUUACCAGAACAACAAAGAGCAGUUCGUCAGUUUCCAUGAAACAGCCAAGGCCGAUGCAGUGCUUGGAUAUCUGAUUGCCUUUCUGGUACUGCUGGCUACAGUCAAACUGUGGCACCUGCUGAGACUGAACCCCAAGCUGCACAUGAUUACAGCCACACUGCAGCGAGCUUGGACUGAUAUUUCAGGCUUCCUGGUGGUCAUGACCAUCAUGUUUCUGGCCUACUCUAUUGCUUCUAACCUGAUGUAUGGCUGGAAGCUGUACUCCUAUCGGACUCUGCUUGAUGCUGUGCAGACCAUGGUCAGCUUGCAGCUUGGUAUUUUUAACUAUGAAGAGGUACUAAAUUACAAUCCAGUGCUCGGUGCUUUCCUCAUCGGGUCCUGCAUCGUGUUUAUGACCUUUGUGGUGCUGAACCUCUUCAUCUCCGUCAUUCUGGUGGCAUUCACUCAGGAGCAGAUACAUCACAAGCCGUCAGAAGAGGAUGAGAUUGUGGACCUGAUGCUAAUGAAAAUCUGCAGUUUGUUUGGAAUCAAAUGUAAGAAAGAAGGAGACGGCCUGACCGGGACGCCAGACACGUCGUCUGCGCCGAAUAACACACUCUCAACUAUUUCUUCUGGGAAUAUUCAUGAUGGAUGA